This is a messenger RNA of Stylophora pistillata, 1691 nucleotides long. Its product is annotated as fibroblast growth factor receptor 4. The record is from RefSeq and is a predicted model, not a curated record. Gene Ontology annotation, biological process: multicellular organism development; positive regulation of cell population proliferation; fibroblast growth factor receptor signaling pathway. Gene Ontology annotation, cellular component: plasma membrane; signaling receptor complex. Gene Ontology annotation, molecular function: fibroblast growth factor receptor activity; ATP binding. NCBI's taxonomy places the organism in Eukaryota, Metazoa, Cnidaria, Anthozoa, Scleractinia, Pocilloporidae.
UUUGUCUUUUUGGUAGAGAAAAUUCGAAGUGAGCCUCAGAUCUUAUCUAUUUGGGAACAGAAAGAUCCUGAAUAUGCGGGAACCGAUUUGCAGCUACACUGCAUCGUCCUUUCUAAGGAUAUUGACACGAAAUUCGAUUGGUAUUUUAGCAAAAGCUUUUUCCCAGAUGAAGUCAAACCAGGCUCUUUACUCAACCAAACUUUGUUUGAAGCACAUCUGCUGACUUCGCCAAAGGAUAGUUCGUGGCUAAAAUGGAAGUCAGUUCUGAAUUUGAAGAACGUUUCUGUGGCUGAUUCGGGUUCAUAUUCAUGUAAGGCUCUAAACGUCGUUGGACCUGAUCAACGUGGGACUUAUCUUAAUGUGACUACAAGGCCCAUUACACCAUCUCCUGCAGGUACACCGUCGGUCCCAACUAAAGCAGAUACAGAAAGCGCUGCUCCAGUAAGAGAUGUAACACGUCCUCCCCCGAUUUUAAGUACGUUGGAGAUUGUUCUGUUCAGCGUCGGCGCUGUUUUCCUCACACUGUUACUGAUCAUCUGUGCAGUAUGGUAUUGUGUGCGCUUGAGAAAGCGCAAUAAGCGUUUCAACGUAGAUAUUCCAGAUGUAAAAUACGACGCGGUUAGAGAAGGUGUUGCCAUCGAAUCACAACGCUUCGCUCCAAGAACGGCGUCUGUUUCUUCUACAGCGUCAGCGCUUUCGUUGAUGCGUCAAAGGAGCGUUCGCGGUCGCUUGGAAUCGAGGUUAACACAGGUGUCAGACAUUGAAGUGCCCUACGAAGAAGCUUGGGAGAUUGACAGAUUCUCGUUGGUUCUCUCUGACAUACUCGGUGAAGGAGCAUUUGGACGAGUUAUAAGAGCAGAGGCUGUUGGGCUGGGUUGUACUGUAGCUGUGAAAAUGCUUAAAGAGGAUGCAACGGAUCAGGAGUUGAUGGACUUGGUGUCCGAAAUGAAAGUGAUGAAGACAAUAGGAAAACAUAAGAAUAUCAUCAACUUGUUGGGAGUGUGUACACAAGAAGGUCCCUUAUUUGUAGUGGUAGAAUUCGCAGCUCAUGGCAACCUCCGGCAGUUCCUUCAAGAAAGAAGACCUGGGUUGGAGUACGCUGAUGACGCUGAUUACCACUCUCCAGAGCAACUUACUCUUCAAGAUCUAAUGUCUUUUUUUUAUCAAGUAGCAAAAGGAAUGGAAUUUCUGUCAUCUAGAAAGUGCAUUCAUCGAGAUUUGGCAGCACGAAAUAUAUUGGUAGCCGAAGACUACGUCAUGAAAAUUGCUGAUUUUGGUCUUGCGAGGAACGUGCGGGAUGAUGACUAUUAUCGGAAAACAACAGACGGAAGACUUCCUGUCAAGUGGAUGGCGCUUGAGGCAUUAAUCGACAGAGUUUACACCUCCAAAAGUGAUGUUUGGUCGUUUGGAGUGCUAGUAUGGGAAAUUGUUACUUUUGGUAAGUGAAUGGUACUUUUAAGUUAUUUUGACUUUCUUUUUCUUCACGUAAUGUUUACAAAUUCUAUCUCUGACACUGAGUUCUUACGACUUCAAAAAUUACUUUCUUUAAAGUAAUAUAUGAAGAGACAACGAAACUUCGCAUCACGCGUAAUAUGUAUUUUCAUUGAAAUUUUUUGCAAAAUCUAUUACCAUUCAUUGAGGAUAAAGAUAACGACUAUGAUAAUGACCGACAAUAAAGGUGACAAUGACAA